CGAGAGAGUAAUUAAAUCAACUGAAUUACUCAUAAAGUAGUGUCUUAUUAUAUUGAUGAUAAUAUCUGGUUGGGGACACGUAUGUAGCAGUAGAUUUGAUAUUUUUCAAAGAGUCGUAAAGUUAAAUUUCUUUAAUUUCUUGUAAUUGCCUCAAGCUGAAGCUACCUUCUCAAUUCCCCACUGCCUUUCCGUAAAUCCCUAAUUUUCCAGUUCUAUUAUGAAUGACAUCAAAGAGCGGCUUCUCCCCCCUAGACCUGCUUCUGCUGUAAAUCUCAGAGAUGCAGCAUAUAGACCUUCCGGGACGGGCCGUCAACCUUAUCAAGCAGUUGAUGUUUUGGGUUUGAAGAAGCGGGGCCAAGGUCUUCGCUCGUGGAUCCGUGUUGAUACAUCAGGGGACUCUCAAGAGAUUGAGGUUGAUAAGUUCACUAUGAUGCGUCGAUGUGAUCUACCUGCUCGUGAUCUACGCUUGCUUGAUCCGCUAUUUGUUUAUCCCUCAACAAUUCUUGGGAGAGAGAAGGCCAUAGUUGUUAAUUUGGAGCAGAUUCGAUGUAUUAUUACAGCUGAUGAGGUUUUACUUUUAAAUUCUUUAGAUAGCUAUGUAUUGCAGUAUGUCGUGGAGCUACAAAGACGGUUGACAACUUCUGGAGCAGGGGAAGUUUGGCAUCCUGAAGGUGCUGAGUUGACCCAAAGAAGAGGAGGCAAUCGUUAUAUUGAGAAUAUGCAUGACAGCAACUCACCCGAUUAUUUGCCCUUUGAGUUUAAGGCACUUGAAAUAGCUCUAGAAGCUGCUUGUACAUUUUUGGAUACUCAGGCAGCAGAAUUGGAGAUCGAAGCCUAUCCGCUGCUAGAUGAACUGACGUCAAAGAUCAGUACCUUAAACUUGGAGCGAGUUCGUCGAUUGAAAAGCAGACUUGUUGCGUUGACACGAAGAGUUCAGAAGGUUAGAGAUGAGAUAGAGCAGCUAAUGGACGAUGAUGGAGAUAUGGCUGAAAUGUACUUGACUGAAAAGAAAAGCAGAAUGGAGUCAGCUUCCUUGUAUGGUGAUCAGGCUAUGUCAGGAUACAGAUCUAAUGAUGUCGCAUUCUCUGUUUCUGCUCCUGUUACUCCUGUUUCUUCACCCCCUGAUGGGCGAAGGCUUGAGAAAUCUCUGAGCUUGGCUAGGAGUAGGCAUGAGAGCUCGAGGAGUUCAGAGAGUGCGACAGAGAGUAUAGACGAACUAGAAAUGUUGUUGGAGGCUUAUUUUGGACUUAACAAGCUGACAUCGCUGAAGGAGUAUAUCGAUGACACCGAAGACUUUAUUAACAUUCAGCUGGAUAAUGUACGAAACCAGCUCAUACAGUUUGAGUUGUUACUCACUACCGCAACAUUUGUUGUAGCCAUCUUUGGUGUGGUAGCAGGGAUAUUUGGCAUGAACUUUGAAAUACAACUGUUCCAGUAUCCAAAAGCAUUCAAGUGGGUCCUGAUAAUUACUGGAGUCACGGGGUUUGUCAUAUUUUCUAGUUUCUUAUGGUUUUUCAAGCAUAGACGACUGAUGCCGUUGUAGAUGAUGAGACUGGGAGAACAGUAUCCAUUUUUGUAUGCAGAACUCCCCUCGAAGCAAUGCUUCUCAUAUGCUACUUAAUGGUAUCUUUCAGAUGUUUAAUCAUAUAUGUUCGGUCUAUCUGUA
This is a messenger RNA of Daucus carota subsp. sativus, 1666 nucleotides long. RefSeq names its product magnesium transporter MRS2-1-like. The record is from RefSeq and is a predicted model, not a curated record. Gene Ontology annotation, biological process: magnesium ion transport. Gene Ontology annotation, molecular function: magnesium ion transmembrane transporter activity. Lineage: Eukaryota; Viridiplantae; Streptophyta; Magnoliopsida; Apiales; Apiaceae.